AUGAAACUCUCAAACUCUUUAUCCUUAUUGCUUGUCUCGUCACUGGUCUCUGCAGCACCAGUUGCAAUCAAUCAUAACCACCAUCAACAUAAAAGAGAGGCGGUUACUGUCACUGAAGUCCAUACUGUUGUUGUCAAUGGUGCUAACCCAACAGCUUCUCCAGAGGCUCACACUGUCCAAGCCCUUGUCAAUGACGCUGUUCUAGGUGAUGACGAAUCAACUUCUUCCACUCAACAAGCUGCUGCUGCAACAACUACAUCUGCUGCUGCUCAAACUUCCCAAGCUCAAGAGAACACUGAAACAAGUGCUGCAGCUCAAACAACUUCUUCUUCUUCUUCUUCAUCCUCCUCUUCAUCUUCUUCUGGUUCUUUUGAAGAUGGUACUAUUCCAUGUUCUGAAUUCCCAAGUGUUGCCAACAUUGUUUCUCUUGAUUGGGUCGGUCUUGGCGGUUGGGCUUCUGUUAUGGCUUUGGAUGGCUCAACAUCAAACUCUUGUACCGAUGGCUUUUAUUGCUCUUAUGCUUGUAAGCCAGGUUACUCGAAAACUCAAUGGCCUUCCAACCAACCUUCCGAUGGUAGAUCUGUUGGUGGUUUGUUAUGUAAAGAUGGUUAUCUUUACAAGUCAAAUUCUGAUUUCGAUUCCUUAUGUGAAGAAGAUGUUCAAACUGGUAACGUUGUUUCCGAGUUAUCCGAAGUUGUUUCUCUUUGUAGAACCGAUUAUCCAGGUUCCGAAAAUAUGGUUGUUCCAACCGAAUUAGAAGGUGGCUCAACUCUUCCAUUGUCUGUUGUCAAUGAAGAUAACUAUUUUGAAUGGCAAGGUAAGAAAACUUCUGCUCAAUAUUACGUCAACAACGCUGGUGUCUCUAAAGAAGAUGGUUGUAUUUGGGGUACCGCAGGUAGUGGUGUCGGUAACUGGGCUCCACUUGUCAUUGGUUCUGGUUACACCAAUGGUUUAACUUACUUAUCCCUUAUUCCAAACCCAAAUAACAACUCUCCUGCUAACUAUAAUGUCAAAAUUGAGGCUGCAUCAGGUGGUUCUAUUAAUGGUGAAUGUAAAUACGAAAACGGCCAACUUUCCUCCCCUGAUGGUUGUACCGUUACUGUCACCUCUGGUUCUGCAAAUAUCAUUUUUUACUAG
Molecule: messenger RNA, 1137 nt
Organism: Pichia kudriavzevii
Lineage: Eukaryota; Fungi; Ascomycota; Pichiomycetes; Pichiales; Pichiaceae
Exons: 1
Coding region: 1-1137 (378 amino acids)
Biological process (GO): fungal-type cell wall organization
Cellular component (GO): fungal-type cell wall; cell surface
Source: RefSeq, a predicted model, not a curated record